UUCAGAUUGAGAGAAUUCAAGAUGGCUGCCACAGGUUCUAAGUAAAGGGCUAACUAUUCUAAUCCCACGGUGCAUGAAGCUCUCCUGAGGUUGUGGUGUCUAAUUCCUGCACCCCCCAGCUCCUCCUGUUUCUCAUCAUGUCCUCCACCUCCUCCUACUCCUCCUCGGGAGAGACUAGUCCAGAGGAUGUACCCCGAGGUGGGGGCACCAUCCGAGUCUACCUCCCCAACAAACAGAGGACAGUGGUGAAUGUUCGCCAAGGACAGACCGUGCAUGAGAGUCUAGAUAAAGCACUCAAAGUGAGAGGCCUAAGCCAAGAGUGCUGUGCUGUAUUUCGCCUUCUGGAAGGUCGUAAGAGGCUGACAGAUUGGGACACAGACAUCACUCCUCUGGUUGGAGAGGAGCUUUUAGUUGAGGUCCUGGAUGAUAUUCCCCUCACCAUGCACAAUUUUGUACGGAAAACCUUCUUCAAGUUGGCUUACUGUGAUUUUUGCCACAAGUUUCUUUUUAACGGAUUCAGAUGUCAGACAUGCGGCUACAAAUUUCACCAGCACUGCAGUAGCAAAGUCCCUACUGUGUGUGUGGACAUGGAUACAGUGAGCAAACGGUGUGAUUCCAAUGCCAGCACAGAGGAGUACCCGCGGAUAUUGUUGCCAGAAAAAUCCCCAUCGCAGUGCAACCUAGCCUUAACCCCAGAGCCUGCUGGGAUGGACCUCCUGUCCCCGACCUCGGCCUUUCGCUUCCCCAUGCCAGGUGGAGAUGGCCAGUCUCUACAGAGGCAUCGCUCCACCUCCACUCCCAAUGUUCAUAUGGUCAGCACAGUGGGCCCUGCAGGUGCCAGCAUUAUAGAGGAAGCACUAAAAUUCAACAACACAAUGGGUCCCGAGCCCUCACCGAAGCCCUCCACCAGCCCACCGUCUUCUCUUGGCUCUCCAGGGAGGAGACCACCCAAGUCUCCUUCAGAGCACAAGGAGCGAAAGCCCUCUUCCUCCGAUGACAAAAAGAAAGUGCACCGAGGGGGCUACAGAGACUCAAGUUACUACUGGGAGGUCCACUCUCGAGAAGUCAACAUUCAGAAGAGAAUAGGUGCUGGCUCCUUUGGAACUGUCUUCAAGGGCAAGUGGCAUGGAGACGUGGCAAUCAAGAUCCUUAAAGUCACAGAGCCAACGCCUGAGCAGUUACAGGCCUUCAAAAAUGAAAUGCAGGUCUUGCGGAAGACCCGCCACGUCAACAUCCUGCUGUUCAUGGGCUACAUGACUAAGCCAAACUUUGCCAUCAUCACCCAGUGGUGUGAAGGCAGCAGCCUGUACCGCCAUCUGCAUGUCACAGAAACCAAGUUUGACACUAUGCGUCGCAUUGAUGUGGCCAGACAGACGGCGCAGGGCAUGGAUUAUCUUCAUGCGAAGAACAUAAUUCAUCGAGAUCUGAAAUCAAACAAUAUUUUUCUCCAUGAGGGCUGGACUGUUAAGAUUGGUGACUUUGGCUUGGCCACAGUCAAGUCUCGGUGGAGCGGCUCUCAGCAGGUAGAACAGCCCAGUGGAUCCAUUCUCUGGAUGGCUCCUGAGGUGAUCCGAAUGCAGGACAGCAACCCAUACACGUUCCAGUCUGAUGUAUACGGCUAUGGAGUAGUGCUGUUUGAGCUGAUGUCAGGGACCCUGCCUUACUCCAAUAUCAACAACAGAGAUCAGAUAAUCUUUAUGGUUGGACGCGGUUACCUGUCUCCAGACCUCAGUAAGCUGUAUAGUACCUCACCUAAGUCGAUGAAAAGGCUUAUCAUUGACUGCCUGAAGUUCAAACGUGAUGAGAGGCCCCUAUUUCCACAGAUCCUGGUAGCCAUUGAGCAGGUUCAAGAUCUGCUGCCAAAAAUUGAGCGGAGUCGCUCGGAGCCAUCGCUCCACCGGGCCGUCCAUGCAGAGGACCUGAACCCUCUCCUGUUCCACACCACCAGGCUGAUGCCACUCUAAGCUCCUCACAGUACUGGGCAGAGAGGCCAUCACCUUGUCCAGAACCACAACAUUCUUGUGCCUCAGAGAGGCCACAGGCUGACUGUCCUGAUGGACACUGACCCCCAACUCACUCCCUGGCCCUGCAGAGCCUUGGAGCUACAGCAUUCAGCGCAAAUAUUUGUGUCUGCAGAAAUAACCUUAACACAUUGUUUAGUCUGACAGUGAAUCCUCAUGUCCGUUAAACAGAUGACAGAGAUAUGCUCAUUAGGUGAAAUAAUUGUCUACGGUUUCUAGAAGUAUGUUAAAAUACCUCUGGUUAGUCCACUUGAGAAAAGCCAUCAGACUGGUUGACUAGCAUUAGAUACGCUGACUUAUUAGGAGGUUUCUUCAGUUGUUUUGAGGAAAAGUAAAAAUAGACUUGUUUUGCACAUACAAAAUUGUGUUUCCCAUUUUUAGUAGUAAAUUAGUUUUAUUCAGAUGUUUUGAGGAGCACUGUGAUCAUAGCCAAAAAUCAGUUCAUCAGCCAUAAUGCUGGAGCUGCUGGUUCAGGUCACUUGCUCAGUGUCAUGUGCCCAUUUCAGUCUAAAACAAUGGAAACGGGUUCUGAGAUCUGAGAUGUGAAUGUCGUGAUUUGAAAGCAAACUGUGUGCCUGUUUGAGACUGUUCUGUAAAAGAUACAACAUUUUGUCUUUAUGGAAACACAUGCAACAUAUUUAACUACAACAGCAGCCCAACAUGAGAAGCCAGAAUAGAUGGACGACUUCAGACGCUGAACUAUGCAGAAAGGUUCAGAGAAAAAUUCAAAUGAAUAGUAACCUUGUUCAGAGUGUGUGGAUCUCUGUAAAUCAAACAUCUCAGAAUAAUUGAUCAAAUUUGGAUAGACAUCCUCAAGGAGGCACACAGUUGUCUUUUAAAUCUAGUUCAUCCAGGACCCACGUUUCCAUUGUUGCAAUGGACUAAAAAAGUAAACUAAAAAAAAAAAGCAUUGGACACAUGGAAGGUGAACAGCUAAACCAACAGGACUGGGCACAAUUGGCUAUAGAUCCAAACAGAAAUAAGUUUCUAUUGCCUGCAGGGUAGAGACAGGCAUUUAAUUCCUUUAUUCCUCUGUUGAGUCUUAAAACCUUAUUGUUUAGAAACAGUACAACAAUAGGGCAAGUUGGACUGGUUUUACUAAUUUUCUUGAGUCACUAAAACCUAACAAAGAAUGUCAUGCUGCACGUCAUGCCUACAGCUGUGGUAGGCAGUUGAUUUUUGUUGUCAUUGGGUAAAAAUACCAUAAUGAUCUUUUCACAUAUUGUAAUUGAAGUCGUGUGAGAGAAAACUAGACUUUCUCCUUGAGAAGAUGAGUUGCAGUGAGAGGGACCAGGGUCUUGGCGAGGCUCACGUUGUGGAGAUCGGACCCUACGUGGCAUGAGGUUUUGCAUGGCAAGCGACCCUCCCCGCUGCCGUUCCAGCUCGUGGGUUUGGUGGGAGGGGUUAGCGCAGUGAUACGAGGCAGAAGGUUUUUUGCCGAACGCAGCUUUAAGCCGCUGUCAGUUCCUCAGACACAUUAAUUUCAUGCUUGUAAUGUUAUACACCGUACUCCACUGGGAUUUAUUUUAGCUUGUUGUAAUACGUUCAGAUUGAACAGAAGGGUUUGUCCGAUGAUUUAAUGUCAUUCUGAUAUUUAGAAUUUCCAAGCCAAAAUAUUACGAGUUUUCUCAAGCAUUUAAUUUUUACCGGUUCAAAGACACCCCCCUUAAAAGAUGAGUUUAGUCAUCACAGCGCACUAACACCCAGAAUAUUAACAUUUUGAUGCAGAUAGAAAUACUGUAGACAGGUCAAUAGACAGCUUAGUAUAGAUUAAUUUUAUAACUAUGUAUUAACUGCUACAGUUUAGUAUUGUGUAAAAUCAGCUCAGUUAAUUGGUCUGCCCCUAACACACCCAUGACAAACGUACAUGGACCCUCCCAAGGCUUUUUAUUCCACUGACUCCUAGUUUAUCAGAAUGUCAUCACACUCCAGAUGGCAGGAUUGAAGAUAAGAUUCACACAUGUCAUGUUAUGACUUAUAUUCAGUCAUUUUUAGCCUAAUGAGGAAUUGACAUACCUUAUUAAGUUGCGGUCUUAAUGUUAAUAGUUGUAUUGCUGCUACAUAUAGUGAAUUUUUUGUUCAGUUUUUUUUUUUCUACAACUCAGAAAUGAGAGACGUUGGGAUUGGAGUGCACUCAUGGCACUCUGCUACAAUGAGUCUUGUGCAGUUUAGUCUUCAAAAUGUAUUCUUAUCUCUCUCAAACUCAGCAUCACAGAUUAGCCACUGGUUGAUAUUUCACAGAUACAUGCCCACACACAUACGCUGUUGAUGAUACAUUAACACUGUGAGUAACUUGGUUAUUUAGUCACUCCGAUGUGGAUGCACUGUGGGAGGUAAUUAAUGUUGUAAGGUUCAGUAUGCUUCAAAUGAGCUGGGCUGUAAGACAUACUGUCAGACCAUGUCUAGAGGCAGAAGUGUUUUCCUGUUCCAAAUGGCCAUACCCCAGGCAGCCACCAGCCUCUCUCCAACAAUUCCCUGUUUAAAGCCUGGACACAACGCGUCAGUUUAAUCAGGACCUUUUCGGACAGUCUCUCCUGGAAGGCGUUCACACUGUUCCUUUCCAUUACUGGUGAUUAUGUGAGGAGCUUGAAAGAGAAGUACAAAUACUGCUUAUUUUAAAGCGGGCAUGAACAAUGAAUAUCUCACAUGUGGCCAAGCCAGGCUGUCUGUACACUGUCCGUUUGUCUGGGCUCUCUUCUCAGGAGAAGAAUGAUCAUGUUGCUAUCAUGCCCGGAGUUGCUUUUCCUCUCUGUGUCCUGUACGAUCUGUGACACUAGUGAAGAAUUCCUGACUUCUGAAAGUUUGUCUUUUAUUGGCACCUUAACUACUAGCAGUAAGGAUUUUGCUUGGAUUCAAGCUCAUUGUUUAUCACAUCAGCAGACGCCUGCUCUGUGUUCUUAGGUUUGUUUUUUUUAGAAAUUGACAUGCCUGUAGUUGUCAGAUUUUUAGACAUUUAUAAGCCAUAGUAAUUUAAUCAUGUAGUUUUAAACCACAGUUGAUAAUAUUUAGCAAGAAAACAUUUGGGACUGAUUCGAUAGAUAAUGAUAUAGUUUCUGUUGGCAGUGGUUAGAAAGUGGUCCAAAGUACAGCCAAAAAAGAAUCUCAGCUUCCAGUUUAGUAUUAGUUAAAAGAUAGGUUUGGAUUAUUGCAUCCUAAUACUUUUCUUGCCAUAUACUGUACAGUACCUUCAGUUCCUGAUUACCGUAGUCAUUCUCACUCAUGAGAGUACCCUGUAAAAGAUGGGGGACAAACUCCAGUCCUCGUUUUGUACAGAAACCUAUGAGUCUUUAUCUUAACCUUCAGGGUGACACAUUGUUAACAUCACGUUUCCUCCCUGUAUUUCCAUGGACAGUUUUUCCUUGCGGGCCCUGCGUGAGUGUUAGUUUUUGAUAUUUGCACAUAGGUUAGUUGCCAGGAAGACCUAAACAACUGGCAACAAACCUACAUGCAGCUGCCAGAAUCACUGACUAUGUUGUCACACUAAGAAGAAGAACAUCACAGCCAGUAUGGGGAGGUGGGAUGAUAACAGCAGUCACUAAGUCAUGUGAGAACUGUAGUAAGAGCUGAUGUGAAGGAAAUUUAAAACUAUCCUUAAAGUCACUGGUAUCCCUCAUAACUCUACUAGUCCUGUUCAAACAGGACUAAUGGGCUAAUGCACAGCAAAAAGUGCCCUUUUUUUCUCUUGAUUGUUGGGUGGGAACAGUUACUGAGUGAAGGAAAAGCAACACCUCCCUUCAGAUUGUCUCUGUUUUUAACCAGAGUCUUGAUUUUCAACAUUUCCACAGCACUCUUAUGCAUGACCACUAUCUUUCCUGCAUUUUAAUAGUGACCGAGGUAACUCUUCUAAUGUGUUCUUUGGAGUUAAUUAACAGAGCUCAUUGCCCUGGAGUGAUUGGUCAUUCUGAAAUUAUUAGCUUCAUGAUAAGAAUGAGUUCUGGGUUUUAGUGUCACACUCAAGUGUAAAUGGACAAGCAGCAGCUGUGAGGGUGGUGUUUGGUGUUCUGUGAACUGGCCUUGCUUCUCUGUAUAUUGUAUGUGAUGUGACUGAUCAUUAAGCAGAACAGAGCUGACCUGGCCUAUGGUCUGUGUCGGUCAUCAAUGAUUGACAGCAGUUGAGACGUUUAAACCUUGAUAUUUUAAUGUUGUAAUAAUAGGGGCUGGGUACCCUAACUGUUCUUACUCAUUGCAGUUAUAUCAGUGGAUGGUGGUGACAGGGAAAUUGGUUUUACCAGCAGGGGUUGGGAUGGGGAUUUGUGAACCAGGGUUGGGAAAGACUUUGUUUCAGUUUUUCUCUUAUUUAUUGACGUCUUUGCAGGUCCUCGUCUGCAACCACGGCUCUUUGAGAUGGAUUAAAUGUUUACAGAGAGAGAUAACUCUUUGCAACAUUCACGUCAUCACGGGACACUUUCUCUCUAACAAGAAUGUGCUUCAGGCAUGGUACUGUCUGCUCCUUCAAAUGACUUUUAUUCUGAUACCGUCUCCUGCAGGGGCAUUUGUUAUAGCUUUUUAAUCUUGAGCACAAACUAGGUAUCAAACUUUUUAGCAGAAUUUUGUUCAUAUAUUUUCACUACAAUGGCAUUUGUUAAUGGCAACACUUCAAAAUACUGUAAAAGUAAGUGAUAUGGUGGGCGGUGAGUGAAACUUGAGCAUGUCCUGUGAUAUGUACAGUUAGUUAAGUCAUGGCCUGCAGAAUGAAACAAAAACCAUCUUUUUGUAUAUUUUAAAUUUCCAUAAUGCAAAAUCAGAAGUGCUUUACAACCACAUUAAUCAGGUUUCCCUUUAUUUCCUUAAGGAUAUUCAAUCAUUUUGGCUCAGUUUUGUGUUACCAUGGUGUCUCCCAAAGAGAACUGUGUUCAUGUGUCAUCUAAAGGAGGAAGGAGCAAGUGCCACAGUUACUGGAAAUCCCUGUUAAAAUGGACCUGUUGGCCUCAUGACACAUACAAGAUACUUUGCUGCCUGCACCAGAGGGGAAAACCAGACUUAGCACAACUGUUCGUUUCAGAGAAGAAGAGGAUGAGAGAGCUGUAUCAGAGUAGGUUUUUAUUUUAUUUUUAAUAUUUUAUUUUUAUGUUUUGUUUUGUUUUGUUUUUUUUUGUCCUUUCAUAUCUCUAGGUGAAUUGCAAUACUUGUGUUUAUAGUUUAUGAGGUGUCAGGGGUGUUCAGUUUGCAAUAAAUGGUAUAUUCUGCUGUG
Molecule: messenger RNA, 7212 nt
Organism: Chelmon rostratus (copperband butterflyfish)
Lineage: Eukaryota; Metazoa; Chordata; Actinopteri; Chaetodontiformes; Chaetodontidae
Gene: araf
Product: A-Raf proto-oncogene, serine/threonine kinase
Exons: 16
Coding region: 138-1964 (608 amino acids)
Biological process (GO): signal transduction; protein phosphorylation
Cellular component (GO): cytosol; mitochondrion
Molecular function (GO): ATP binding; protein kinase activity
Source: RefSeq, a predicted model, not a curated record